Messenger RNA from Stegodyphus dumicola, 991 nucleotides. RefSeq names its product RNA-binding protein 28. Gene Ontology annotation, molecular function: mRNA binding. The record is from RefSeq and is a predicted model, not a curated record. NCBI's taxonomy places the organism in Eukaryota, Metazoa, Arthropoda, Arachnida, Araneae, Eresidae. Gene Ontology annotation, cellular component: nucleolus.
AUGGAUGGCAUUGUUUUAGAUGGAAGAAGGCUUCUUUGUGUACUUGCUGUUAGUCAAGAAGAGCUCAGAGAAAAAUCAAAUGAAACAAAAAAGCCAUCGGAUAAAAGGAAUUUAAGGCUUCUCAAAGUUGGUUUGAUUUUGUCUAAUUCAGCAGAAGCUGAGGGUGUUUCUCAAGCUGAUAUGGCAAAGAGAGCCCAGCUUGAAAUGGUAAAGAAGCAGAAGUUAAAAAAUGUCAACUUUUUUGUGUCUGAUAAGAGACUAAUGAUUCAUAAUCUUCCUAAAGAUUUUAAUGAUGCUAAAUUACGUAACUUAUUCAAAAAAGCAUCAAACCCUAGAGCUGUUAUUUCAGAGGCAAGAGUUAUGAGAGAUUUCAAGAAAAUAGGUAGUCAGGGUGCUCCAGUAUCUAGAGGAUUUGGAUUUGUGAGCUUUACACAACAUGAAGAUGCUCUAAAAGCUCUUUUAGAACUUAAUAACAAUCCAAACGUAUUCACAUCUCAAAAGAGGCCUAUUGUGGAAUUUUCUGUUGAAGAUAAAGUAGCUCUACUAAGCAAACAGAGAAAGUUAGAAAAAAAUCAAAUGAGAAAUAAGAAAAGGCUUGAAGAAAAGAUGGCAGAACGUGUUAAAGAUAAUUCAAAAUCUGAGCCGCCUUCCUGUAACUUGGAGUUUAAUGAAAAGAAGCGGAAACAUAGUAAUAAUGCUAAGAAUCAAAAACAGAAUAGGUCACAGAAGACAAAUCAGUCUAACAUUUUGGAAAAGAAAUCAAAAAGUAAGGCACCAAAUAAAAAGAAAUUGAAGAAAUAUGUCUCUGACAAUGAAAAACAAAACUUGUCUGCACUUGUAAAUAAGUAUAAAAAACAGUUAUCAAAUAAAAUAUGACUAAGUUAAUGUAGGCUUUUUAUUCAUUAUCAGUAAUUAAGUAUAAAAUUUAUCUGUUUUAAGAUAAUGUAAUUAAAAAUGCAUUUUAAAUAAAACAUUAAUUGUUCAUUUCGUA